Molecule: messenger RNA, 3027 nt
Organism: Lutzomyia longipalpis
Lineage: Eukaryota; Metazoa; Arthropoda; Insecta; Diptera; Psychodidae
Product: F-box/LRR-repeat protein 20
Exons: 7
Coding region: 157-1455 (432 amino acids)
Biological process (GO): SCF-dependent proteasomal ubiquitin-dependent protein catabolic process
Cellular component (GO): SCF ubiquitin ligase complex
Molecular function (GO): protein binding
Source: RefSeq, a predicted model, not a curated record
GUGUUUCAUGAAUGAUUUUUUUUAGUUGAAUUUUGACAGACAGUGACAAGCCCCAGUGACAGAGAAGUGUGAAUUUUGGUUGGUGUUUUUUCUGUGGUUUAUUGCAACAUCCUAAAUCGCCUGUGGUGUGCGAAAGUGAUUGCAAGAGGGCUUAAGAUGAGCUAUACGAGUCGUCAUAGAUAUGAGAACUACUUCUUGGAUCCUGAAGAUGAAAUAUCAAAGAAGCUGCCCAAAGAGAUUCUCUUUCGAAUAUUCUCCUACUUGGAUGUUGUGUCGUUGUGUCGUUGUGCUCAGGUGAGCAAAUACUGGAAUUUACUCGCACUGGAUGGUUCUAAUUGGCAGAAGAUCGAUCUGUUUGACUUUCAACGAGAUAUAGAGGGCCCAGUGAUUGAAAAUAUAUCCCAAAGAUGUGGUGGAUUCCUCAAGUUGCUGUCGCUAAAGGGAUGCCAAUCGGUUGGUGAUCAAUCAAUUCGUACACUGGCUCAGCACUGCCACAACAUAGAAUAUUUGGAUUUGUCUGACUGCAAGAGAAUUACAGAUUUAGCGAUACAGUCGCUAAGCAAACAUUGUCCAAAAUUGUCCAUAGUUUAUUUAGAGUCAUGCGUCAAUAUUUCCGAUUGCAGUCUCAAGGCAAUUUCAGAUGGUUGCUCGAGCUUAACGGAAAUAAAUAUAUCGUGGUGUGACUCGGUGACGGAGAAUGGGGUUGAAGCCCUUGCGCGUGGAUGUCACAAAAUAAAGAAAUUCAGCAGUAAAGGUUGUAAGCAAGUUAACGAUCGUGCAGUUAUUUGUCUAGCUACUUACUGCCCCAACAUUGAGGUCUUAAAUCUACACAGCUGUGAUUCAAUAACAGACAUUUCAAUUCAGAAGAUUUCGGAGAAAUGUCUCAAUUUGCGUCAACUGUGCGUGUCCAAGUGCGCCCAGUUGAGUGAUCAGACCCUCAUCGCCUUAGCUCAGCACAAUCCACUACUGAACACAUUGGAGGUGGCUGGAUGUCAUCAAUUUACGGAUUUGGGUUUUCAGGCUUUGGGGAAAAAUUGUAAAUAUCUCGAGAGGAUGGAUCUCGAGGAGUGCAAUCAAAUUACCGACUUGACGCUGGCACAUUUGGCGACUGGGUGUCCCAGCCUCGAAAAAUUGACUCUGUCGCAUUGCGAACUGAUUACAGACGAUGGAAUUCGGCAAUUGGCUGCUGGUAGCUGUGCUGCUGAGAGUCUCUCUGUUCUGGAACUUGACAAUUGCCCACUUAUCACGGAUGCAACACUUGAUCAUUUGAUCUCGUGCCACAAUCUGCAGAGGAUAGAACUCUAUGAUUGCCAAUUGAUAACGAGAAGUGCAAUAGGACGGUUGAAAAAUCACCUCCCUAAUAUAAAGGUGCAUGCAUACUUUGCCCCAGUGACCCCACCACCCACAACGGGAGGCCCACGUCCACGAUACUGCCGUUGCUGUGAGAUUCUCUGAGAUCAGGCUGUCGGCCUAGCCAGGAAGAUACUGUGCAAAGGUAGAGAUGACUGAUAUAUUCAUUUGUAGAGAGACGGUCGGGUGCAGAGUGACAGAGGGCAAGGGGGCUGUUAUCAGAUGAGGGAAAAGCACACAAUGCUGCUUUUUGGGGACCGAGAGGAAGACGAUUAUGAGAUUGCAACUUUCUAUAGAGCGCACGCCAUUAUCAUCCAUUUCUUUAACACAUAGGAUUUUACACAUUGAUAAGAACCUUGUGCAUUUUUAAGCAAGAGAAAAAUAAGCAAAAGAAUUGCUAAUUAAUUUUAACGAAGGAUAAGAGGGAGAGAGAUGGUGUUACUAAAAGAGAUGUCAAAGGACCUUUGACCGAAGCAUUAGUUUCAUAUUAUUCUUCCCAAUUAACCCAAUUUCUGUGGAGUUUCUGUUGUAUGUACUAUUUUUUUCACUGAAUUUUUGCUAAAAGAAAAGGAUAUGCAUAUUGUUACUUUUAUGAGGAAGUAAAAAAGAACAAAAAGAAAACGAGAUUGCAUCAACCCGGGAAGAGGUUGUGUUUGUAAAUUGAUGAAGAAAUCAAACAAUUUAUUAAGAAGAGUUUAAAAGAGAGAGAGAGAGUAUAAAAAGAAAUGUGAAAAAUAUGAGAAUGAGGAACAAAAUUUUAUCAACUUAUUUAUUAAUUCCUAUUUUUUACAAAAUAAAUAUUUCUUUACUGUAAUUUUUUGUGAUUUUUUUUUCAUUAAAUCUGACAAGAAAUGUUGGUACUAUCGAGUUAAGUUUACAUGUGAAAUUCUGAUUUGUAGAUGUGAUAAGUUUUAAAAUCUAUUACUAGUAAUAAUGGAGAAAAAAAAUGAAAAGAUAAAGGUGAAACAAGAAAAAUAUUCUUAGUAUUACUUGAUAAAAAAAAUGAGAGAGAAGAAAAUAAUGUAAAAGAACUAUACAUAGAUAUAAAAAGUCGUGCAUAAUUAUUUAAUGCUCUAAUUACACUGUGCGACAAAAAUUUUAUUUCUGUGGAAUAAACAUUUCAUUUCUAUGCUGAAUCAUUAUUAAUUUCAUUCAAAAACUUGAUAACAAAUGGAGAUUUUUGUUUAUAAAUCAACUAAACUUUUUAAAUAAAUAAAAAUUUUGUAAAACGAAAAUCACUGAAGAUCGAUUUUUUUAAAUAAAAAUUUAUAAGUUCAUCAAAAAUCAAUAAAAACUAAUGUCUACACUCUUAAAAUUUUGUCGCACAGUGUAAUUAUUUAAUAUCGUAAUUUACUGAAGGCUAAUCUCAGACAAAAAAAAAUAUUCCCAUUUAUUUUAUAUACAUAGAGAUGAUGUGCAUCAAUAUUUAAUCAAUUGGCGAAAAAUUAAAAUAAAAAAAAGAAUAAUGAGAUUGAGCUGAGGAGAGCUACCACAUUUGGAUUAAUCGAAGUUAUUUAAAAAGAAAAAAAACUGUCAUUAAAAAAGGGUGUCAUUUCUAAGGUGCUAGCUGUAGUUGAGAGAUUUGGGAUGCUAGGGAUGAAAAUGCAAAAGAAAAAAAAAGAAAAUAAAUUUUAAGUGCUUUUUGCAAAAGGCGAAAAAUUAAAAGAAAAAAAAUUA